This is a messenger RNA of Pelagomonas calceolata, 878 nucleotides long. The record is from the annotation of a GenBank genome assembly. Lineage: Eukaryota; Pelagophyceae; Pelagomonadales; Pelagomonadaceae.
AGCUGCAGUCUUGCGUGUCGUGGUGCAAAAGCCGUCGUGGAGGCUCUCUCUCCUGUAUUUGCACGGCAGCAUAGUGCAGCACAACUUGCUGCCACUGCUCUGCACUCUUAGUCGGCAGCAUUGCAGCAAAAUUUGCUGCCACUCAGUCACUGCACCACUCACAACCGAUGCUCCUCCGCCGCACGACCGCCGCCGCGGCGCGACGCAUUUCACAAAGACGCCACCUCGGCUACGUCGAAUUGGAACGGGACGUCGUCGCUCCACAACAUUUAGCAGAGUACCGCGCCAUGCUCGCGGCGCACGCUCCCCAACGUAAAAGACUCGACGAGGGCUACCUGGGCAGUUUUGGGGUGGACGUCGGCCGCGCGUCGAGCGUCUACCACCUGUCCGUGUUUGAGGACUACGACCAGCGGGACGCGCGCGAGGCGACGGAGGGGCUGCGCUUCUUCCAUCAGGGCGUCCAGAGUUUGGAGUCCUCCGUCUUCAAGGAGGCCUCCGCCACAUUGAACGAGGCGGGACUCCCGGGUCUACAAGAUGGCCUCGACGCCGUGCAAGGCUGCGCGUUCGAGCUGCGGACGUACGAAUUGCAAUUAGGCUACGACACGGUCCCGAACUUUCUGGAAAUUUAUUCGGGUGGUUUGAAAGAUAAAAUGGAGCACGACGACUCCGGCGAGUCGCGGCUCAUCUCCCUGUUACACAGCGAGGCGGGCGUCGCGCCGCUGAACACGGUCAUAGAACUAUGGCGCCACGAGAGCGCGCAGGGCGCGCAGCGGUCGCGCCUGGCGUCGCGCAAGGCGACGUCGUGGCGCCGGGCCGUCAACCACAUCGCCGAGCUCUCGACGCGCUUCGAGACGCAGCUGCUCCGGCCCAUCUUUUGA